Messenger RNA from Penaeus indicus, 467 nucleotides. RefSeq names its product scm-like with four MBT domains protein 2. The transcript has 4 exons. Lineage: Eukaryota; Metazoa; Arthropoda; Malacostraca; Decapoda; Penaeidae. The coding region runs from base 135 to 464 and encodes 109 amino acids. The record is from RefSeq and is a predicted model, not a curated record.
AAAAACAAACUCGAAUUCCCAGACUUGGUUUCCAUCGCGAGGCGUUCGGUCGGCCUCCCGGAACACUGCAAAAAAAAUAUCGAAUUUCUCUCGUUUUUUAAUGGAAAUUUGGGUCUGACAUAGUACAAAGCAAGAUGGAGAAAGAAGUAACGGAAGUCUACCCAGUCGGGGAAACAGAGGAACAACAGAGUGAAAGCCAGCCAGCGGAAAUAACAGAAACAACACCUCCGGAAAAAACAAGUUGCACGGCAGAAGCAGAUGAUGACUUUGUGUGGGAAGAUUAUCUCGACGAAACAGGGACAAUAGCAGUCCCACCCACUGCUUUUGUUCAUGUGGAAAAGAGUCUUGAGUCAGGUGUGUUGGAAGAUCAGCUGGUCGAAAUCGUCCAUAACGAAUCGUCAGAAUUAACUUCGUGUUAUUGGCCAGCAAAGGUCGUUACUACGUGUGGUCCUCUCUUAAGGUAAGGG